Messenger RNA from Cheilinus undulatus (humphead wrasse), 4258 nucleotides. RefSeq names its product forkhead box protein O1-A-like. Gene Ontology annotation, molecular function: DNA-binding transcription factor activity, RNA polymerase II-specific; RNA polymerase II cis-regulatory region sequence-specific DNA binding. The transcript has 4 exons. The record is from RefSeq and is a predicted model, not a curated record. Gene Ontology annotation, cellular component: nucleus. Lineage: Eukaryota; Metazoa; Chordata; Actinopteri; Labriformes; Labridae. Gene Ontology annotation, biological process: regulation of transcription by RNA polymerase II. Bases 213 to 2147 code for a protein of 644 amino acids.
GGGAGGACUGAGAGUUAUGAGGACUGAGUGCAGGAUGGAGAGAAGUUCAUUUAGACUUUGAGCUGAUCAUUUCUCACCUUAUUUACUCUCAGUAUAACAGCCUGCUGGAAUUUGGCGCCUGGACGCAACUUUUAUUUACCUGUGCCUUUUUUCCCCUUUGAUUGAUUUGUAUGUGAAUGUCUGAGUGACAGCGGAACAGGUUGGACUGUGAUAUGGCUGAAGUACAGCCGGUCGACAUAGACCCGGAGUUUGAGCCUCUUUCCCGCCCGCGGUCGUGCACCUGGCCGCUGCCCCGCCCGGAGCUCACUGACCCGGCCAGCUCCAACACAUCCUCUCCGGCCCCGUCGGUGCAGCAGGAGCCGGGAGGAAACCCCGAGUUCAUCAGCAACCUGGGCUUGCUGGAGGAGGACUAUGAAGAGUACACGGAGCAGACACCUCCCGUGUCCUGCGGUGACUUUCUGUGCAGGGAGGGAAACUGUUUGCAUCUUCAUCACCACCACCAUAACCAGCAUCUUCAUCACCCUCAGCAGCAGCUCCCGGGGACGCAGCUGCCGCCUCAGCAACAGGUGCCCCCUCCUGGUGUCGUACCCUUGGGUGGCCCCGGCCAGAGGAAGAGCAGCUCGUCCCGUCGGAACGCCUGGGGAAACAUGUCGUACGCUGACCUGAUCACCAAGGCGAUAGACAGCUCACCUGAGAAGAGGCUGACGCUGUCGCAGAUUUACGACUGGAUGGUGAAGAGUGUGCCUUACUUCAAGGAUAAAGGAGACAGCAACAGCUCCGCGGGCUGGAAGAACUCCAUCAGACACAACCUGUCCCUGCACAGCCGCUUUGUGCGCAUACAGAAUGAAGGGACGGGGAAAAGCUCCUGGUGGAUGCUGAACCCAGAAGGGGGAAAGAAUGGAAAGUCACCUCGACGCAGAGCCGCCUCCAUGGACAACAACAGUAAGCUGGCUAAGAGUAGAGGAAGGGCCACAAAGAAAAAGAUGUCGCUGCAAGAAGGGGUCGAUGGAGGAGCAGGCAGUCCUAGUUCCCAGUACUCUAACUGGAUGGGAAGCCCAAACUCCCACAGCAAUGAGGACUUUGAAGCCUGGAGCUCCUUCAGGACCCGCACCAGCUCUGAUGCCAGCACCCUGAGUGGUCACCAUUCACCUUUUCCUCCUGAACAGGAUGACUUGGGGGAGUCUGACGGUCACAUGAUGUAUCCUGGAGCGGCAGGGACCAAGAUAACCUCCCCCCUGCCAAGCCUGUCAGAGGUGACUGGACCUCAACAUGGCCAGGAGGUGGUAAUGGAGAGUCUGCUGGAUAACCUUAACGUGCUGUUUCCUAAAUCCGCCCAGCUGGGUCCUGACUCCUCACAUUCCUCUAACGCGGCCAUGCAUCAGAGCGGCCCCUACAGCUCACACCCACAGCAGGACUACCAUAAAUGUGUGUACAGCCAGGUGAGGAUGAACUCCCUGUCCCCUGCUACAAUGCAGACUGUUCCAGAGACUAAACCAGGCUUUGGGGCUUACGAGAACCAGUAUAUCUGCCCCGCUGGCCUCCUCAAAGAGCUGUUGACCGCUGAUGCUGACACCAGCAGGGACAUGAUGCCCUCUAGUGAUGCUCAGGUGGCUCAGGUUGGGAGGGCAGUCGGGUUGAUGCCCACUUACGGCAGCCAGAGCCACAUGAGGGGCUGUAACGGGGUUAAACUGUUGAAUUCUCUACAGAGUCACCCAGUUCCUCGUGUGAAUCCACAAGUUAUACAUAGCCAGGGUCCUUCAACCUCACGAGACUUGAAUAGCUGUAACAUGAUCCCCCUGACCAGUCGGACGAGUCUCUCAGGGGCCCCUCCUCAAGUGAACAGCCUGAGGACAUGCAUGCUGCCGCCCCGAGGACGCCCAGUUCACCCUACUGAUGUUUCAGCGAGCUCGAGCCGCAACAAUGGCUUCAGGGGAGUAAACUCAGCUCACCAUCACAGCCAUCAGGAGAGGCUGCCCAGUGACCUGGACAACAUGUCCAUCGAGAGGUUUGAGUGUGACAUGGAGACCGUCCUACAUGACACCCUCAUGGAUGGUGGGGCACUUGACUUUAACUUUGACCCUGCAGCUGGGCCUCAUGGGUUUCCCCAGAGGGUGAAGACCUCUACCCACAGCUGGGUGUCAGGGUAGGAUAGAUGGUGGAUGAGAAACAGGUUUGUCUCAGCAUCAACUUCACUCAGAGACUGGACGUUGAAAUCCACAGAGGCAUCACCAUCUCUCUACAGAGCAACUGGUUAAUUUGCAAACUAGCCAUGUUUAAACUAAAAUAUAUAUAUUUGCUUAGUUUGACUAAUUUAUCAUGAAUUAUUCAAAUAGAAAAAGCAGUUAAAAACAAUACAGACUGAGAUUGCCUUUGGGACAUCAUUAGGUUAGACUUUAAGUCUGAACUGCUCUGUUUACAUGGGAAAGUGUCUGAAGAAUAAUCAUCAUACCAAUCAGUGCAAUGACUGUUUUGUCUAAUCUGUGACAGGAAUUUCAGCUUCAAAAUAAGGGUCAAAAUCAGGACAACAAGAAAUGUUUGCAUGUGUGUUAACCAGGCAUGAUCAGUGGGUUUACCUACAAGAUAAAGCAGUGCAUCAUCUGCAUAGUGACACAUCUUCUCCUUGAUUAAGUAGUAAAUACAAAUCCUCCAGGGAAAAUGGACAAUCUCAACAGCUAUAGACCUUAAUACAUGAUAGCAGGACAUGUUAUGACAACUUUAAGAAUUUUAAUUCAGCUUUAUAUCGCCACUGUAAGAUCUGAUAUCAGAAAUUUUGAGACAAACUUCACCUCUGAGAUGACUAAAUCAAACAUUUAUUUACUGUAUGAAGGUAUUUAUUAACCUUUUCUUUUUGAAUUGACUGUUAGAUCCACACCUUUGUUUUCUUAUAAAAUGUUUGCUUAUGAUGUGUACAUAUUAUAGACUGAAUUGUAAAUAAUUUCACAUUUCAAAUGUGCCAUAUAAAACAGCUGACUCAAACACAGACAUUGUGUGUUUCUAUGCUGUAACAGUUCAGAAAAUACAGCUGUACAGCACAAAAAAUAUGCCCUUCAAUGUCACUGGGUCUUUUUUGGACUAAAUGUCACCUAUAAAAGACUCCCAACUCUAGUCUAGGAUUACUUCUUUACACCAGGCAGGUCUAAGGCUAAGAGAAUGUUUUAAAACAACGCUGAAUAAACUGAAAGAAAACAUCAUGAUCAUGUUCAGAUUUAAGGGAACUUUUUGAGUUUCUCACCAGACUUAAGCUGUGUGAAACAAUAGGAUUAGCUGUAGUUGUAGAGGCUGUUGUUUUAACUAUAAAUGGACUCAGAAAUGAGAUGACAGCCUUUAAAAUUUAGUGUAAACAGCUCAUAUUUUAAAGUAUUUACUUGCUGGCAUACAUAGUUGUUAUGCACCAAAGAAAUUCACUGCGCCUCAUCAUAUCACCCUGAUAUUGUACAUACUUCAUUUUUUUGUUGUACAUUUCAUAUAUGAAGGUUUUUUUAAUCUGAUUUGUUAGGUAAAAGUGUAUAAUUAUACGUGUAAAGUUUGUUUACAAGACUCAGUCCGAACUAAAACAUGAAAUAUUUGAACACUCAUACCUCAAAGUACUUUACCUCUCAUAUAGUGAAGGGAUUUUUUUUUUUUUGCCAUUUUCCUUAGUAAGUAAUUCUUACGUCUUUCUUCAUCUAUUACAUAUUAACUUUUGUAAAUAUUUUGUUUUAUAUUUUGUAUUUGAGAAGUACUGUUUGGACUUUCAAGUGUCUGCCUUUGAAUUUUUAAUGUGUUUUCUGUGUGUUCAAGGAUUAUAGCCAAGUUAUUAUAGAUUAUAGUUCAUCCAAAAAGCCAUUUGUGACAGCACUGAAAAAAUGUCAAAUAGUGUGAUUUAUAUUAUCAAUUUCAAAGGAGUUUUUAAAAAAACUGCCAUACAGCUAAAUCUCAAGGGAAUGAAGUAGGCCCUAGUUGACUUGUGUUAGUGAAUUAGUCGUGUCAAAUUAUUGAUGUAUAAUUGAAAUAAAAAUGUGAUGGGAGCAUUUUACAGUGAGUCAGGAAGCUACCCAAACAAAAUAUCUGUUACAUUUCAUUGUAAAAUAAAGUGUUUUAAAGUCGCUUUUUUAUGUGUUUUGGAGAUUUCAUUAGUGACACAAUACAGAAAUGUUUUCAGGAAAAUGUAAUGCAGCCUUGUUUUGUCAUGAAUAAACACCCUGUGUGUUUUUGAAGAAAUGCCGUUUUUUGUAUAACGAAAUCAACGCAUAAAUCCCCAUGUCAACAUGCAAUUAAA